Molecule: messenger RNA, 3073 nt
Organism: Cygnus atratus (black swan)
Lineage: Eukaryota; Metazoa; Chordata; Aves; Anseriformes; Anatidae
Gene: KCTD18
Product: potassium channel tetramerization domain containing 18
Exons: 9
Biological process (GO): protein homooligomerization
Source: RefSeq, a predicted model, not a curated record
CGGGGCAGAGGAGGCAGGGGGCGCCUAUUCCCCGCACCUUGAGGCCGGGCCGGCCGGCAGAGAGCGCGGGCGGGAGCUGCCGCCGAGGCCGCCCAGCACCACAGGGGCUGCCCCGCUUCCCUCGUCGCUCGCACACCUCCGGCCCGGCCCUUCCUGCCGCCAUUUUGCGGAGCCGAGCAGUCCCGGCAGCGGCCCGUCCCGUCCCGUCAGGCCCGAGGAGGCGGGACGCGGCGGCGCAGGUUUGAAUAGCUCAUAAUUAACAUUAUUAUCUGCAAAUGCAAUGGAAGAUGGCAAGACUGAAGAUGGGCAGAGUAUUCUACGACUUAAUGUACGAGGAUGUUUAUAUACUGCCAGGCGGGCUCAUCUAAUUGAUCGAGAUGGAAACCUAUUUAAAUAUCUUUUGGAUUAUCUCCAUGGAGAAGUUCGGAUUCCUGACGAUGAACAAAUUUGAAUUGCAUUGCAGGAGGAAGCAGAUUAUUUCGGCAUCCCUUAUCCUUACAGCCUGACUGACCAUCUGGCCAACGAAAUGGAGACGUAUUCUUUAAGGUAAAACAUAGAGCUUAAAAAGGCUUUGUUAGAUUUUUGCGAUUCUUAUAAUUUAGUCUGCACCAAGCCUACAGUUUGGGUCCUGCACUAUCUCAGCACCUCUGGGGCAAGCUGUGAAAAUAAAAUUAUUGGUGUGUAUGCCACAAGAGCUUAUGGGAUUGAUGCAAUUAAUAAGGAGCUAGGAACAAAAAUUCAUAGUAAAAACAUUUACAAAAGAGAAGCUGGAAAUAAUGUCCAAUACAUCUGGAGCUAUUACUCAGUAGCUGAAUUGAAAAAGAUGAUGGAUGCUUUUGACACCUGGGAAGGAAGAGGUGUUAGCUACUGGAGAGUACCUCAGGAGUUGAUUGAAUGUUGGACUCUAGAAGAGUGCUCUCUGAAAGGCAGUUUACAUCAUAUGCCUCCAGUUCAUAAAAGACUAAUUGACUUCACUGAAGAGGAAAACUAUUUACCAUGUAAAGUGGGUCCCAAGCCAAUUAGAUUCUCAGGUCCUUCAACAAGUACACACAUCAAAGUUAAGAAUUCAGCUUCAUUAAAGGUAGCUGCUUGCAAUGUUUCACGUUCUGCAGUAACUCUUAAACAACCCAAUAGUGAAAGUUUGAUGCUGCACAAAGUAGCUUCUAAAACUGAAUCCACAACAUGCACAUCAGAGCCCAGCAAUUCCCAGUUGCCCUGUGGAAGGCAGAGUGCUGAUUAUGGAACACCAUGUCAAAUGACUUUGAAGAUCUCAGUGUCUAGAAAGCCUGUGUUCAGCCAUGUAGUAAAGCUGAAGCGAACUCCACUUUUUCUUGCAACACCAUCUCAGUCAUCAUCUUCUGUGUCCAGUAAAACAAGUGAACAGGACAAUGCUGCUGUUGAAAUUCCUACUACUUCUGUGGUACUAAACAAGAAAGAACCAGCUGUAUUAGCAGAGAGUAUUAAGAGUGAUAAAGUGGAUGGAUAAUGUUUGAGUCAGCCUGAUAGGCUGGACAGCUUGGCAUCAUCUAGUCAAAGAAGAGCUCAUCAUCUCAUGUUGUCAUGUAUUCAAAGAUUUGGUAGAAAAUCAUGGUGAAAAAGUUAAUCAAGAGCAUAGAGAGAAAUGGCUUUACAUGAGCAGUGAAUUGUAUUUUCUGCUUUAUUUCUAAUUAUUUUUUAGAAGUUGGGAGGAAGAAACAUGGGCUAAGAAACACAACAUGUGACAUGUAAUAUUAUGGUAUCUCACAUUUGUAUUUCUGUCAGGCUGUACUAGUACAACUGACUUUUUUUAAAGGGAGUACGUGCAAAGCAUAAAAGAUGACCUGUUUAUUAACUUUAACUACAGGUAACAUUAACUAGGGCUAAUUUCCUUAAUCCAUAUAUUUGACUUGGGUGAAAAGUAGAUAACCAUGAGUACCAGUUAUUAGAUACAAGUUUGUCACAAGUAUGCAAGAUACUGAGUACUGUGAAGAUUUAUUUUUUAAGUUGAAUGCACAAUUACUGGUACUUUUUAUGAGGGUAAGUCACCAUUAUAUUAUCAAGAGCAAUUAAAGGGACCCUCUUUGCUUGUACACUGUGAGAAAAUUCAUAAAUACAGUGAAGGAAGAGCAUGGCUAGGGAGCAAUAAGGCAGUUUUUUCCAUAGACCUGAAAACUACGCGUACUGUUUUCCUACAGGGGUGUCAUCUGCCACUGGUUCAAGGCUGCUGCAGGCAGUGGUGCAGCCUUUGUGUUCUAUAUUACACUGCUGUUGGAUGUAUUUUCUACAACUGCAGGGAAGCUUACAGGUCUGAGUUGCAGCUUGUGUUCCUUUGUCCUUCUGCAUGUCCUUUUAAAUGAGCAGGGGACAAUCUCAAUUUCUGUGCAGCAAAGCAGUGUUAACAGAUGUGGUCUGGUUUGAAGAAAGAUAGAAGAAUCCUUCCUUCCUCCAGAGCAGGAUGGAGAAGAUGCUGGGUUUCUUGUCCUCAGUGGUACUAGGGUCAAUUUUGAGCAACGAUACUGAAGUGACGAGCUGCUGUAUGUUUCAAUCAACAAAGGAAAGCAGAAUUUAGCUCACUUGUUUUUAAAAAGUCCUUCUGGUUGUUUAAACCACCACUGUUUAAAUUUUCCAAACUUGUCUUCAUUUUAUGUCCUUGUUUGUUGUGGUUGGGUUUUUGUUGUUGGUACUGCUGUUGAAACACAGUAAAUACAGCUGGCCUUAAGCGUUGAGAAGUCCUAUCACAUUGCCAAAAUGAAAUGUUCUUAAAAUUUCAGAGACUAUUAGAAUUACGGGAGGGUUAUUUAAGUGUUUUAUUUUUACAGUCAUUUAGAAAAAAUCACAGUUCCAGGCUUUUCAUCAUAACCAUAAGGACUUGAAAUUUCAUUUGCAAAAGUAAAAAAGAAAAAUAAACUCAUAUACUAACAGUUUUAAGGAGGCAUUUUGCCACAUACAAUGGUUACUGUAAAAGAAAGCAGUACUGUAACUUUCUGCGAUUGGUAUAGAUAUGCGUAGAUAUAUAUAUAUAUAUAUUCAAGACCAGCUUACCUUUAAAAUCUAUAGUUUUUUUCCUUAAACAAUAAACCUAAAAAGCAACAGU